GCGUGGCCUUGACGGGUCCCUCCCUCCCCGGCUGGCUCCGCCCCAUCCCCUGGUCCUCCGGGCUUCUCCCGCGCAGACCCAUUGGGUCUUCGCACCGCGAGCCCGCGGACAUACAGACCGCCAGCCAUGGAGACGCGGGCGCGGCGGCCGCAGCUCCUCUGGCUGCUGUUGCUCUGCGGCACAUGUGCCCGCGUGUGCUGCUGCAACGAGACCCGGAUGCUGGAGAGGCUGCCCCGCUGCGGGAAGACCUUUGCUGAGAGGAUGCGUGAUGUGGCUGUCUGGAAGUGGUGUGACCUGUCCCAGUUCAUUGUCCUCUGCCGAUGCAGGUUCUACGAGAGCUUCACCAACUGCACCGAGGUGGAGACUGUCGUCGUGGGCUGCUACUGGCCCAACCCACUGGCCCAGGGCUUUAUCACCGGCGUCCACCGGCAGUUCUUCUCCAACUGCUCGGUGGACAGGACCCACUGGGAGGACCCGCCCGAUGAGGUGCUCAUCCCGCUGAUCGCGGUGCCCGUCCUGCUGACAGUGGCCAUGGCCGGCCUGGUGGUGUGGCGCAGCAAGCGGACGGACCGGAUGCCGUGACCGCAGGCCAUUAGAGCCGCGGCUGCCGUCGCCCGGUCAUGGCAGACUCCUUCCUGCCCAGGCGGCGUGCUCCCUGGUGACCGCCGGCUGGGGCCCUGUGCUUGCUCUUAAGUUCGAGCUCGUGUGUUGAGCGUCGUGUCGUCUGCUGCCGAGCGCUGUGCUCCCUAUGCUGGCCCCAGGUCCCAACCAUCUCACAGCAGAGUUCCGGCCCUGGCUCACAUCACCUCCUGCUACAGCCCUGCCUGUCCAGGCCCCAGGGAGCUGGACAUCCUCGUGUGACCCGCCGGUCUGUUCCCUCAACUCCAGGCCUCCCUGUGCCCCCUGGAGACCGUGGUCUUGUGCUGUGUCUGCCCCAACCCUCCCUUGAGUAAAGACUGUCUGCACCU
This is a messenger RNA of Fukomys damarensis (Damara mole-rat), 968 nucleotides long. RefSeq names its product receptor activity modifying protein 3 (gene Ramp3). The transcript is spliced from 3 exons. Gene Ontology annotation, cellular component: cell surface; signaling receptor complex; membrane. The record is from RefSeq and is a predicted model, not a curated record. NCBI's taxonomy places the organism in Eukaryota, Metazoa, Chordata, Mammalia, Rodentia, Bathyergidae. Gene Ontology annotation, biological process: regulation of G protein-coupled receptor signaling pathway; G protein-coupled receptor signaling pathway; cellular response to hormone stimulus. Gene Ontology annotation, molecular function: coreceptor activity. The coding region runs from base 127 to 582 and encodes 151 amino acids.